Messenger RNA from Effrenium voratum, 2394 nucleotides. The record is from the annotation of a GenBank genome assembly. NCBI's taxonomy places the organism in Eukaryota, Dinophyceae, Suessiales, Symbiodiniaceae.
AUGACUGGCAUGCCGCGGCAAAUCAGCGCAGGCAGUCGGGGCUCGACUUCUGUGGAUGACAGCGAUGACAUGGGAAUGAAGGCAGUGAAGAGUAUGCCGGUGUCCUCCUACCGGAUGGAGGCCUCGGACGACUCGGAGGUGACCUCGCCGCGCCGGCGCUCGAGCCGGCUCUCUACCUCGAUAGCAGAUGACCCCUGGAUGCGCGCGAUGCGACCCGCCACAGCGGCUUCCUUUGGGAGCGGGAGCGUCGGUGGCGUCAUCUCCCCCCGCGCCGCGCUGGGCGCGCUGCGCUCGACGGCGCCCUUCGGCCGCCGCAUGAGCCACCGCGGAUCCGUGGCGCGGCGCCGGCUCAGCGGCCUGGCUGACCUGCACGAGCGGACCAAAGAGGAGCUAGAUCCGGAGCCUGUGAUGGCGGUAAAGACGCCAAGGAUCUCCACGGUGCUCACCUUCGAGGAAGCGGUGCACAUGGCGAAGAAGCACAACCUGUCGGUGGGCACGGUGAAGGCGGCGCUGGACGAGUUCCGGGAGCUGGGCGAGGGGCGGAAGGUGCUGACCCCCGUGGAGUUCGAGAAAGGCAUGAGGAGACCCACGGGCAGCGCCGAGCCGAGCGGGGGGGGCGCUGGGCCGGGCUGGGGGGAGCCGGUGCCGAGUGGGCAGCAGCCGAAGCCUCGCGCCGGGCCCAUGGCGUGGGAGGCCGCGGUGCGGCAGCAGCUGCGGGAGGGUCAGGCGAUGGAGGCCAUGAAGGCGACGCACUUCGCCGCUGGUGCGACUGUGAAACGGCGCGAGGCGCUGAUGCUGGAGAUGCGAGCCUUCAGCGAGCGGCCCUGUGUGCUGCAGCUGGGCAUCGACACAAAGACGGGCCUUUGGGGCUCCAUUUUGCCGGCUGCCUGGCUGGCUUCCCACCGCACGCCGCGUGGGGCCAGGAGCUUCUACACGGACCCCGCCGGCUUCGGCCUCGCCAUGCGCGAGGCCGGCGCGGAGCCGGCGGACGUGGAGAGCUUCUGGCGGAUCCUGCUGCUGCGCGGCCUGGUCUUCCUGGAGCUGCAGCAGCCGGCGCGGGGCCAGCGGGACUUGCGGGCGGCAAGGGACAUGGGAGCCGCAGGCGCGGAGCUGGAGCAAGGCCUCGCGAGGGCGCGGAAGGCACUGGAGGCGCUGGAGGCGGAGGAGAGGAAGCAGCUGCUUCAGCGGCAGGUGCCGGUCACGGUGCUCACUGGCUUCCUGGGCGCAGGCAAGACCACGCUGCUCAACUACAUGCUCAAGGCCCGGCACGGCUACAGAUACGCCGUGAUCGAGAACGAGGUGGGGCAGAUCGGCAUCGACAACCAGCUGCUGCAGGCGGGCAAUGCCAAGCGCACCGCCGAGUCGGUAGUGCUGCUGGACAACGGGUGCCUCUGCUGCACGGUGCGCAGCGACUUGGUGGAGGCGGUAAAGCAGAUCCUGCUCAAGGCCGACACAGAGCUGGCCAACAAGCAGGCGGCUGCAGCUGCCACAGGGGAAACAGAGGACAAAGGCGAGCGGGUGCUGGAUGGCAUUCUCAUUGAGACCACCGGCUUGGCGGACCCAGGCCCGGUGUGCAAGACCUUCUUCGCAGACGAAGAGCUGCGGACCCGCACGCGGAUAGACGGUGUGCUGACGCUCGUGGACGCUUGCCACUUUCUGCAGCAGCUACGCAGGGAGAGGUCUGAGGAUGCGGUGAACGAGUCGGCGCAGCAAGUGGCUUUCGCAGACAAAGUGCUGCUGAACAAGGUGGACGCUGCCGGGGAAGCUGCCGUCCGGGAGGUGGAGGCGACGAUCCGCGCCAUGAACGCGCUGUGCCCCAUCGUGCGCUGCAGCCUCGCCCAGAGGCCCGGGGAGGUGCCGCUGGACGAGCUGCUGGCGGCGCAGAGCUUCCACCUGGACAAAGUGCUCGAGGAGCUGGGCUCUGAGCCACCGGAGAAGCGCCGGCGCCUGGACGGCCACGAGGGCCACGGCCACGAGGGCCACGGCCACGAGGGCCACGGCCACGAGGGCCACGGCCACGAGGGCCACGGCCACGGCCACGGCCAUACGAGCACUGCGUUUCGGCACGACUCGGGCGUGGGCACCUGCAGCUUUGUGCUGGAGAAGCCACUGGUGCUACAGCGAUUCACUCAGGUCAUGAAUGCCCUGCGCGCCGAGCGCGCGGUAGACCUCUAUCGCUACAAGGGCCUGGUUUGCAUCCGUGAGAGCGGGGGCCUGCGCCAAGCAGUGCUGCAGGGCGUGCACGACAUGUGCGAGUUCGAGCCCCGGAGCGACUGGCCGAGCGCAGCGCCCACCCGGUCCCAGCUGGUCUUCAUCGGCCGGCGCCUGGAGGCCCCCAAGUGGCGCCGGCUCUUCGAGCAGUGUCAGCAGGGCAUCCUGGACGAAGACGCCUGA